AUGACUGUCGUGGACUGGCGUGAAGACCUCCUGCAAUUCACCGAUGCCGAUUGUCUUUCUGAACGAUUAGUGGGAAAAUCCCUGAUGAGCAAGUGACCAUUCCGAGUUUCUUGGCAGAGCCUUGGAACACAUUAUCGAGAGUUAAUCGACAAAUUUGUUGUUAUAAACACUCCUAGCUAUAUUAAUGUACUGUGGGCUGCACUUUCUCCCUUCAUACCAGAACAAUCAAAAAGUCGAGUUUUGAUCACCGGAAGAAACUGGCGUGAAGAUCUCCUGCAAUUGGCCGAUAUCGAUUGCCUUCCCGAACGAUAUGGUGGGAAAAUCCCUGAUGAGAAAGUGUUAAAAGAUCCUCACCCAGUGCCAAAAGAUCUCUAUUGGCGGCCAAAACCGGACUAUCCAAGUAUGGCUGCUAUGCAUCGUAUCUCGACUCCAGCAGGUAAAACGCGAACGUUAACUUAUUACGUUGAAGCAGGCACAGAGUUGCAGUUCUAUUCCCAGAAUGAGUCAGAUCUCACAUUUGCACUUUACUAUUCAGAGAAGGAGACAACACCCGAGGAAGAAUAUGAAGCUCUGUUGCCACCCAUACAGAAAUGUGCUCUUCCUGCAAUCGACCUUUAUAAUCAAGACGCUACCCGUACGGGUUACUAUCACCUCAGGCUCACAAAUGAUGCUGCCUGGCUGUUCCCUUCCACCUUCAGAGUGCUUGUCCAUGAGAAAUCUGGUAAAGAGGUGCAAGCGUUGAAUCAAAAGGAGAAAUGGAUCAAGCAAGGCGUUAAGGUGAAAUAG
Molecule: messenger RNA, 786 nt
Organism: Strongylus vulgaris
Lineage: Eukaryota; Metazoa; Nematoda; Chromadorea; Rhabditida; Strongylidae
Source: the annotation of a GenBank genome assembly